Messenger RNA from Effrenium voratum, 1167 nucleotides. The record is from the annotation of a GenBank genome assembly. NCBI's taxonomy places the organism in Eukaryota, Dinophyceae, Suessiales, Symbiodiniaceae.
GCUCAGGCGAAGGCCAAGGCCAAGCCAAAGGCUACAGGGAUGAAGCGCCCCGCCGCCAAGCCGAUGGAGAAGGCCACUCCGUCCAAGAAGGAGAAGGGCGCGAAGGAGAAGGGCACUCAGCCCCAGAAGCGGGAGGUGAAGGAGGAGUGGAAGGAUGGGCUGCCCAAGCCGGAGCACGAUGGCUCUGCCGCUGAGGAGGCUGGAGGCUGCGAAGAGAAUGACGCCACCAAGAACAGGAUCAAGGCCCGAAAGUUCAACGCGAUGCUGAAGGCAGGCCAGUUGCCUUCUUGGCUGGCGACCGCUUGGGAGAAAACCUUGGAAAUGGGCCCUGGGAAACAGGACCGACAGCGUAUGUUGGUCAACGCCGCGUUCGACCACAAGAACGGCCGCCUCAUCCUGAAUGUCGAUAAGCCGAUCUUCCGAGAUGUCCAGAAGACGUACCAGAAAACGGAGGCGUCUGAUAAGAGUAAGAGUUUGACCAAACUGCUCUUCAAGAAAAAAUGGAAUCUGACCGAAGAGGAGUUUGCCCAGGGCUUGGCUGACAAGGAGUUCUACGAAGUCACGGAUGCCGCGGGGAAGCUCAAGUACGGGUGGGAUGUCUCCGAGCAUUCGACGACAAGGGGCAAGGAGGGCAGUUCGGCGGUGGAGGCGAUCCAUGAGGGCAACCGGCAGGAUGCCAAGUUCUUCAUGCAGUUGGCAGGGGACUGGAAAAUCGGCCUUUUUUCUAAAAGCUCAUCUUCGAAGUCUGGCAUGCUCGCCCUGCACGACAGCGAUAAGGAGAUCAACCCGGAGCAGUGGAAGCAGGCCCAGAAGCAACUCAACCUUGGCAUGGCUGCGUGCGAGCGGCUGCAUCAGUCAGCCAAGAAACUUCUGCAAGUGAUCGGCGUGGAUGCGAAGGAGGACGAGCUGUGGAGUAAGCUGCUGCUUGGCCAGGACUUGCAGAAGAAAGCUGCCCAGGCCGCAUCGACCGCCAAAGACCGCCUGGAGCACGUGUACAAUUGGAAAGAGAUGCAGAACGGACAGGACAUCACUCCCCAGCUCUACGACACCCUCAUGGCCGAAGUUGGAUCUCAGUGCGAGAUGUUGGAGGAGGACCUUGCGGCGAUCCGAGCCCAGGUCAAUGUGCGGAAUGCUAGGAAGAGGGCCAAGAACAAGGAGUCUGACUAG